AUGGCUGCAGUGGAAGACGAUGAGUGGGAGUACGAAUACGACGAUAAUGAGACCGAAGACUUCUACAUCCCAAUUGACCUAGCCAAUGUGCCUUCAGUCCAGGGCGCGCUUGGUCUUGGUGGCUCAACGCAAAGAGGUCAUCCGACGCUCCUGGCCACCAAAUUGAGGGCAAUUACUUCCGAACGGCGGGAUGCAGAAAGCAGUCUGGUCGUGCAGAAUGUUGAAGACGUAGGUGAAUCAGUCGGCAAGAUCCAGAUCAUAGGUCUUCACACAGAGAACCCUCUCAUGAUGUACAACGAUCAGCUGCUUAGCUGCGAGUGGAAUAAAACUAUCGGCACGGACCUCAUAUUCGCUAAGCCUGGAGCUAUCGUCGAAAAGGAGGGUAAAGCGUUGCGCUCUUUGCCGUCAGUGGAUCUUGUUGCGAUGGGUUCUGCAAAGCUCGUCGCGAGGGUUGCGCGAAUGCGGCCAAGAGAUGACCUUUUUGAUGAGGAUCCGAAAAUUGGUGAUCAGAGCUCUGCAGAAGCUAUGGACACUUCUGGUGCCGUCGAACCAGUCGUGCAAACUACUAGACCAGCGUCUUCGAGCUUCCUGGGACAGCUCAACGCCUUGAAGGCUAGACGUGGAGAGGCAUCCCGUUUGGCCUUGUCCGACGCACCUGGCGGACCACGCCUUGUGGCUGCAGAGGAAAGUGCCAGUAAUGCAGACACCGCAAACGAGGACAUUACCAUGAGCGGAAUCUGA
Paraphaeosphaeria sporulosa is the source of this 741-nucleotide messenger RNA. RefSeq lists its product as uncharacterized. The coding region runs from base 1 to 741 and encodes 246 amino acids. Lineage: Eukaryota; Fungi; Ascomycota; Dothideomycetes; Pleosporales; Didymosphaeriaceae. The record is from RefSeq and is a predicted model, not a curated record. The transcript has 2 exons.